GCACUAUGGGAUAUCGAAACUGGACAACAAUGUACAGCUUUCACUGGUCAUACUGGAGAUGUUAUGUCUUUGAGUCUUGCUCCGGACAUGCGCACAUUCAUCUCUGGAGCUUGUGAUGCCAGUGCUAAGCUAUGGGACAUAAGAGAUGGCAUGUGCAAACAGACGUUCCCAGGUCACGAGUCUGACAUCAACGCUGUUGCUUUCUUUCCCUCUGGUUAUGCCUUUGCUACCGGAUCUGAUGACGCCACUUGUCGUCUAUUUGAUAUUCGUGCCGAUCAGGAACUAGCCAUGUAUUCCCAUGAUAAUAUCAUAUGCGGUAUCACAAGUGUGGCGUUCUCAAAAUCAGGGCGACUGUUAUUCGCAGGCUAUGACGAUUUUAACUGUAAUGUGUGGGACUCAAUGAGACAAGAAAGAGCAGGUGAGCAUUACUCCACUCUUAUCGUUGUUGCACUUUCUCUAGAUUUCCAGAAAUAG
Strongylus vulgaris is the source of this 474-nucleotide messenger RNA. NCBI's taxonomy places the organism in Eukaryota, Metazoa, Nematoda, Chromadorea, Rhabditida, Strongylidae. The record is from the annotation of a GenBank genome assembly.